Sporothrix brasiliensis 5110 is the source of this 285-nucleotide messenger RNA. RefSeq lists its product as uncharacterized. Lineage: Eukaryota; Fungi; Ascomycota; Sordariomycetes; Ophiostomatales; Ophiostomataceae. Bases 1 to 285 code for a protein of 94 amino acids. The transcript has a single exon. The record is from RefSeq and is a predicted model, not a curated record.
AUGCUGAGCAUCUGUUCUGUGCAGAUGAGUCUAACGAACUGGGAUGUCGCUGGCAGCGCGCUCAAGGCUGCCGUGCGACUGAAUGUGUGGCUCGGUGACACAGAUGGGAGCAAUGGAGAACCCGAGAAAGGCGCUGGUGCAGGUGGUAGUAUGGGACGAGAAGAGGUUCGGUCCGGGCUGGCCCAGACCGUAGAGUACGUCCUUCAUGGCGUAUCCGGCUUCUCAACGACCGAGCACCAUGAGCUGCGAGAUAGAGAUGCGAUAUUCCCAGGAUGGAAUCAGUAA